AUGUCUAAAGCUGCUCUUUUUCUAGCAGUGUUGAUUCUGCUUUCAGUGCUAUGGAGAAGGUGUCGGUAUAACAGGCAAUUAAGUGAUGGUAAUGUGACUAGCAAGAUACUUUACCCAAGCCGACUACAUGCCACUAAAGUCAAGGAACUGUUUCUUGAAAGGAAAAACCUUGGUGGGAGUGGGAAGCGUACUGGACUGUUGCUAUUCGGGAACAAGGCUGAAAGUAAUAAGUACUGCGACACAGUGAGGAAGUUUAGACAGGAGAGGUAUUUCUAUUACUUGAGUGGUGUUGAGCUUCCUGGCUGUGCGAUUAUCCAUGAUUUCUGGAAUGAUAAGGUCAUUCUAUUUCUGCCAAAUGUGAACCAAGAUGAUAUUCUGUGGAGUGGCAUGCCGCUAUCCUUGAAGGAGGCCAAAGAGAAGUACGAAUGCGAUGAGGUUUACCACCUUUCAUCAUUGGAUGAAGUUUUGAAAGAACAAUUCUCUGAACACUCUCUAUUCACUACAGACACGGACAAUUUUGAUAGUGAUUAUGCAAAGUCCGUUGUCCGCUCAUCAGACAAGGAUCUAUUCUACAGCUUGAAGAAGUCGAGGAUGCACAAAAAUUGGUAUGAAAUACGUCAGAUUAAGGAAGCUGUAAAUAUCUCUGAGAGAUGUCAUAGAGCAAUUAUAUCACGACUAUCUCACUUGAAGGCCGAGCUGGACGUCCAAGCCGAGUUUGUUUACGAAGCCAAACGCCAAGGUGCAAGAAUCCUGGCAUAUGAUCCAGUGUGUGCUGCUGGUGCCAAUGGGGGUAUUUUACACUAUGUUAAAAAUCGGGAUUUGAUAAAGAACCAAGUCUCUUUAUUGGUUGAUGCAGGAGUUGAGUUCCAACAAUAUGCAUCUGAUAUUACAAGAAGUCUACCCCUAGGUGGGAAAUUUACCCAUAAUCAUAGACUUAUCUAUGAUGCCGUUUUGGAUAUGCAAAAAUCAGUAGCAGAAAAAAUGAAACCAGGAGUAUACUGGGAAGCAUUGCAUCUUCUUUCGCAUAAAAUCCUUAUUAAACAUUUACUAAGGAUUGGAAUUUUUAGGAAUGAAUUCUCUGAAUUAGAAAUAUUUAAUAGAAAGGCUACUAUUGCUUUUUAUCCUCAUGGAAUUGGACAUCUGAUAGGUUUAGACGUUCAUGAUUGUGGGACAAAUACUGACAAAUUUAAUGAUGAUCUCUAUUUUACAAAUUUGAGGUUUCGUGGUAAGCUUGAAGAGGGCAUGGUUGUCACCAAUGAACCAGGUUGCUACUUUAAUCAUAUGCUCUUGAAGAAAUACCUUUUUAAUUCACCAGAACGCCUACAAGUUGUGAACUUGGAAGUAUUAAAACUCUUCUUUGAAAUUGGUGGCGUAAGAAUUGAAGAUUGCUAUCAUAUAACCAGAAUGAGUAAUGAAAAAUUAGGAUCCUUGCCAUCUAACCCUGACGAAAUAGAAGAAUUAGCAGCUGUUUAA
This is a messenger RNA of Nakaseomyces glabratus, 1473 nucleotides long. RefSeq names its product aminopeptidase P family protein. Lineage: Eukaryota; Fungi; Ascomycota; Saccharomycetes; Saccharomycetales; Saccharomycetaceae. The record is from RefSeq and is a predicted model, not a curated record. Gene Ontology annotation, biological process: proteolysis. Gene Ontology annotation, molecular function: manganese ion binding; metalloaminopeptidase activity.